CGCGGCGAAUCGUCAGAAUUAGCGCUCCCAUCCGCAGUCUCCGGGCCGGGUGUUGCGGGCAGCCGCGGGCUCCGCCGGGUUUUCCCGGGCCGGACGGGAUGCCUUUCUGCGGUUUAAGGCGAGCCUUCACCCGCUCCUGGGUGACCUGAAGGGGCGAGACCAAGGCAGGCAGCGAAGCCGGAAGACGGGCACCAGGGGUGGGGGCACAUGCACAACGCGCUCCACGCCAUGCAGGUGGGGCCCAUUCCGGCGGAGAGCAGCAAGGACAGGAAGAAGGAUUCGGUGCCCGGUCACCGAGCAACACGACGGAGAGUUUCUUUGGAGAGUCCAAACUCUCCUCACGCUCCCGAGGGGCCCUUCCCUUUUGGGGGUUCGUCACCGGGGGCCGACAGCAACAGUUGCACGCUCUUCCCCCUCAAGAUGCCGACCGGUCAGGAGCUGGGGGAGAUGGACACCAAGAAACGCACGCACGAGGGCUCGCAGACCGACGACGACGAGACUGAGUGCGGCAGGCAUCGGGAGGCCAAGAUCCGGGUUUUCAGCCGCUCCCCUUCCCGCUGCGAUGAGGGGAGCGGUAGUGCGGAGGGCGAGGAGGAAGAGGAGGAGGAAGAUGGAGAUGACGAGGAUGCCAGUGACCCCCGGGACAUCGACCAGGACAAUCGCAGCACGUCGCCAAGCACCCCCAGUCUUGGGGCGCCCGACUCCGACUCCGAGGAGGAGGCCACCCAAUCCUCCCCCUCCUCCCCCUCCUCCCAUCUCCCCCCAGCCACCCAGGCUCGGGCCUCCUGCCGAGGCCUGCCCCUCCUGCCCCCUCCUCCAGCCCUCAGGCCUCUGCCUGCCCCCGGAAACUCCAUUCCCUCCCCGUCCCGCCUCCCCUUCCCUCCCUCCUCCUCCUCCUCCUCCUCCUCCUCCUCCACCCACUGCCUCGCCCUCCGGGCCCCGACCGCGCCCCCUCCCUCUGCCGGGACGUCCCGCAAGCUGGGCCUCGGCCUAGUGCCGCCAAGCUGCUCGGGCCUGGUCUCGUCCUCCUCCUCCCCCACCUCCUCGCUUGCCCCCUCCUCCUCCUCCUCCUCCUGCCCCUCGCCCCACUUCCCUCCGCUCCCUCCGCAGCCCUUCACGGGGCCUCAGGCACAGGCCCUGGCCUUCUCCCGGCCCGUUGCCCCCGGCCACCAGUCCGGCCGGGCCUACCGGGGCUAUUCGUCCUCGGGAUCAGGUGUUUACCCGCGGCCCCUCUCCUCCCCUUCCCCUUCUUCCCUCUCCUCCCCCUCCCCUUCCGCACCCACGGCCGUAUCGGGGCACUCCGGUCCUCAGGCCUAUUCCCACCAAGCCUCAGCCUUCGUCUUCACCCCCUCCUCCUCCUCUUCUUCCUCCUGCUCCUCAGCCCCCUCCCCCUCCUCUUCCUCGUCUGCCCACUCCUCCUCCCCUUCCGUCCACGCUGCCAACUCCACUGCCCCGGGGGCCCCCGGGCCUGCUGGGGGGCAUCCAGCCUAUUCCCACCAGGCCUCGGCCUUCGCCUUCACCCCUUCCUCCUCUCCCUCCGUCCCCUCUUCUGCCCCUUCCUCCUCCUCCUCUGCCCCCACCUCCUCCCCCUCCACCCACUCUGCCCCUUCAGUACCCUCCACCGCCACCAUGCACCCUGGUCCUCGCCUGGGGCCACAGGCCUAUACCCACCAGGCCUCGGCCUUUGGCUUCAACCCCUCCUCCUCCUCCUCCUCCUCCCCCUCGGUCCCCUCCGCCCCGUCCUCCUCAUCUCCCUCUGCCCCCUCCCCCCGUUCCGGCGUCCCCGGACACCCUGGGCCUCACGCGGGGCCUCAGGCCUACCCCCAGCAGGCCUCGGCCUUCGGCUUUGCCCGCUCCUCCUCCUCCUCCUCCUCCUCCUGUUCCCCCGGCAGAGGGGCAGAAGGCGGGGGCGUGGUGGCGGGACCCAGGGGGCCGGGGGAGCCGGCGGAGGGCCGGGACGGGGCAGAGAGCCCGGCCGAGCGAGCCGACCGCUCGCCCUCUCCUGAGCCUGUGGUGGUGGACAUGGCCAGCCACGCCAGCCAGUCGGCGAGGUUCAUUCGUCACUUCGACCGGGGCCUCAACUGCUGCUCCCGGACGGACCUGUUCUUCGUGCCCCUGCCCGGCUCCAAGCUGGCCAAGAAGAGGGAGGAGGUGGUGGAGAGGGCGCGGAGGGACGCAGAACAGCGGCUGCGCGAGGAGAAGGAGCGGGAACGGGAGCGGGAGCGGGAGAAGGAGGUCGAGAGGGCCCUGAAGGCGUCGGGCGAGGCACGGAUGCAGGAGCCCAUCUUCCCGGGGCCGGGGGCCCAGCGGGCUCCCUUCGAGGCUCCAGCCGCGGGCGUGGCCGCUGUCCCCCCCUACCUGGGCCCGGACGUCCCGGCCCUGCGACCGCUGAACUCCCAGGGGGUCCACCCGCUAAUGGAGCCGCUGGUGGGGUCGAGGAUCACCUACCCCAGCCCCCUGCUGGGGCCGCCCGUCUCCGAGCACGACCUUCUCCGGCAGCACCUCUUCGGGCCACCGUACAGAGAGCUGCCAGGAUCCCUCGCGGCCCCCCUGUCGGCCGCCCACCAGCUCCAGGCCAUGCAGGCCCAGUCGGCCGAGCUCCAGCGCCUGGCCCUCGAACACCACCAGCACUGGCUGCAGGGGGUGCCCCUGCCCGGGCAGGAGGACUACUAUAGGGUCUGGGCAAACUAUUUUUCCAUGCGGAGGUGAAGACGCGGAAAACGACGACAGCUACCGCGCCCAAUUUUCAACAGGACUCUGAACAAAGGACAGAUGUGGAGAGCAGAGGAGCAGGAGGACGAGGAGGGGAAAAAGAGCCGGUCUUCCGACGAGCCCCGUGCCGUCCUGCUGCCCGGGGUCGGGGGCAGCUGAGGCAGAUCGUCCCGGGGGCAAGGCCCGGAUUCUUUCCCCCCCCCCCACAACACCACCCCCGUGUCGAGGUGGGCGUGCUACGCUGUCGGGGACGAGGGAGGGCCGCCAGGACACGCCCGGCCACUCCUCAGUGUCUUAACCGCGAUCUCCCGUGGAUGGUGCUCUCUUUUUCCCUCCCUCUCUCUCCCUCCCUCUCUCUUUCUGUCUGUCUGUCUCUCCCUCCAUCUCUCUCUGUCCCUCUCGCUCUCUCUCACACUCUGUCUCUCUCUCUUUCUUGCUCUCUCCCUCUCCCUCUCUCUUUCUCUGCCUCUCUCGUGUCUCCUGUUAAUUUAUUUCAACGUCCUCGGCCAGGCUGGGUCUGAGGCCUUGAGGCCUGCUCUGGGCCCCCCACCGCCGACCCCCCACGGGGGCCUGGAGCGGGAGGGGAGGGUAGGGGGGUGGUGGAAUGCGGAGAGGUGGAGUGGGGUAGACGCAGGCCUCCAGGCUCGCGGGAUCAAAUCCCGCCGGGACCCUCGCUACCCCCCCCACUCUCCACCGGCCUCCCCCGUCACAGGCCGGACUAGGCCCCGAGAAGCCCCUGGCCCAGAACAUCGCAGAAGCGGGGCAGCGGUGAAGUGUGGGGGGAGAGGGGUCGUGGAGGGAAGAAAAUGGAAGGGAGAGGGCCACGGCGACCCCUCGGACUUCUUUUCGAAUAAACCGUUUUGAAAAAACCAAAUGGGGAGCCGCGCGUCUUUCCUGGGGUCGUGGGGGCGGGGGGCGGGUGUCGUCCGGGCCUGAGCUGGGGAGGGGCCGGCAGGAGGUUCUGCUCCACCCCGCCCCCCCCCCACCGCGGGACGGGGGUACCGACGAGGAGACGCGGGGCCUAGUGGUUAGGGCGCCGGACUAGCGAUCCGAAGGUCGCCAGGUCGAGCCUCAGCCGGUAGGCCCGUUGGCUCUUGCACGUUUGUAGCCCAGAGGCGG
Messenger RNA from Mobula hypostoma (lesser devil ray), 3831 nucleotides. Its product is annotated as arginine-glutamic acid dipeptide repeats protein-like. Gene Ontology annotation, cellular component: nucleus. The transcript is spliced from 11 exons. The coding region runs from base 208 to 2709 and encodes 833 amino acids. Gene Ontology annotation, molecular function: transcription corepressor activity. NCBI's taxonomy places the organism in Eukaryota, Metazoa, Chordata, Chondrichthyes, Myliobatiformes, Myliobatidae. The record is from RefSeq and is a predicted model, not a curated record.